AUGAAGUACAUAUUUACCACCCUCGCCCUUGCGGCCGCCACCAUCGCUGCUCCAACAUACCAAGCACCAGAUUCAUUCAAGAUCAAGAGCGUUGUGUCCGGUGGCUCAGGAUGUCCUCAGGGCAGUAUCGACAUCAACUGGACCGAGAACGGCAUCAUGCCAAUUUACUUCAACAAGCAAUUUACAGCGCGGGUGGGAAACGGAAACGCUGCAGAAGACUCACGAAAGAACUGCCAGAUCAACCUCGGUCUCGAAUUCUCCCCCGGCUUCUCCUUCGCCAUCUUCAGCGCAGACUACACUGGCUGGGGUGAGCUGGACGGCGGUGUUACUGGUGUAGUAAAGUCGACAUACUACUUCUCCGGUCAACAAAGCCAGUCGACGUCAGCACUGAGUAUUCAAGGUCCUUUCAAUGGCAAAUACUUCAAGCAGGACAACGUGCCAGCUGCAGUCUGGUCACCAUGUGGUAGCGAUGCCGCUUUCAACAUCAACAGCGAGGUCGCCUUGACACCAUUUGCUACGCCGGCGAGCGGUGUGCUUGCUGCGACAAAGGAGGCUGGUCGCUUUACAUCAAAUCUGUACGUGCAGUGGAGAAAGUGCUAG
This is a messenger RNA of Alternaria ethzedia, 600 nucleotides long. RefSeq lists its product as uncharacterized. NCBI's taxonomy places the organism in Eukaryota, Fungi, Ascomycota, Dothideomycetes, Pleosporales, Pleosporaceae. The coding region runs from base 1 to 600 and encodes 199 amino acids. The transcript has 2 exons. The record is from RefSeq and is a predicted model, not a curated record.